Dentiscutata erythropus is the source of this 326-nucleotide messenger RNA. NCBI's taxonomy places the organism in Eukaryota, Fungi, Glomeromycota, Glomeromycetes, Diversisporales, Gigasporaceae. The record is from the annotation of a GenBank genome assembly.
UAAUCGCUAAACAUUUCGCAUACAAGAUAAUCACAACAAUCAUGAAAAAUAUUUUUAUUUCAGCUCUUGCCUUCGCUAUUUUAUCGCUCGCUAUUUUAUCGCUCGCUUUUGCAAAACCUACUCCAAGAAUCAUGGUCGGAACAUUAUUUAAAAGAUCGGGCCUGGUUGAAAGACAGGACAACACUACUUGUUUAUGCCCUCCUACCAACGUACCAUGCGAUUCUCAAAAUCUAUGCCCUGCCACUGCUUGUGAAGCUGAUGAUCCACCUUGCGGUAGCGGCUGCUGUGAACAAGGAUCAAUUUGCAGUUCAAAUGCUAAUGGUCCG